GUUGCCAUGACGACCGUGGCUGGGUCACCGCAGACUCUGCUGGAAACUCUCGCAGCGCGUUGAGGUCCGUGCACCUGUGGAGAGAUCGUUUGUGGUGGCUCAGUUUCCCAGGAAUACACUGGAACUAGCCAUGGGCAGCAAGAAGAAAGAAAUUGCCCUGCAGGUCAACAUCAGCACCCAGGAGCUUUGGGAGGAAAUGCUCAGUUCCAAAGGACUAACUGUGGUCGACGUCUAUCAAGGCUGGUGUGGCCCCUGCAAACCCGUGGUGAGCCUCUUCCAGAAGAUGAGGAUCGAGGCUGGCCCGGACCUUCUGCAUUUUGCAUUAGCAGAGGCAGACUGUCUUGAUGUCCUCGAAAAAUACCGAGGGAGGUGUGAGCCGACCUUUCUGUUUUAUGCAGGAGGAGAACUGGUGGCUGUGGUUAGAGGAGCAAAUGCCCCCCUGCUGCAGAAGACCAUCCUAGACCAGCUGGAGGCCGAAAAGGAGGUGCUGGCAGAGGGCAGAGAACGGAAGGUGAUUAAAGACGAGGCUCUUUCUGAUGAAGAUGAACGUUUUUCUCAUGAAAAGGACAACGGUGAAGAAGAGGACGUGGUUUCAGCAGAGAAGACCUGCACCUUGGCAAUCAUUAAACCGGAUGCAGUGGUCCACGGAAAGACUGAUGAGAUUAUUAUGAAGAUCCAGGAGGCCGGCUUUGACAUUUUAACAAACGAAGAGAGAACUGUGACAGAGGCAGAAAUGCGCCUUUUCUACCAACACAGAGCUGGAGAGGAGGCAUUUGAGAAGCUGGUACAUCACAUGUGCAGUGGACCAAGCCACCUCCUGAUCCUCUCCAGGACUGAGGGUGCUGAGGACGUGGUCACUGCCUGGCGAACCCUCAUAGGGCCCUGUGACCCUGACGUGGCAAGGAAGGAGCAGCCUGACAGUCUCCGCGCUCAGUAUGGCACAGAAAUGCCCUUCAAUGCGGUCCACGGAAGCCGGGACGGAGACGACGCCAGCCGAGAGCUGGCAUUGCUCUUCCCCAGUUUUAAGUUUUCACACGAAGUUCCGGAAGCCCCUCCGGGUAAGUCACCCAGGCAGACUUGGUCUUUAUUAAAUCUGCAGUGA
Ceratotherium simum simum (southern white rhinoceros) is the source of this 1102-nucleotide messenger RNA. NCBI's taxonomy places the organism in Eukaryota, Metazoa, Chordata, Mammalia, Perissodactyla, Rhinocerotidae. The record is from RefSeq and is a predicted model, not a curated record.